CUGAGUGCCACAAGCCGCUCGCAACGUUAGCAAACAGUACCCUGUCACACGAGUAGAACAAAAAUACUCACCGACGACGCUCGCUCUGGUUCUUCAUCCUUGGAAUGACGCGGCGAUUCAUACACCCACCUAAAGUGCCACAAGAGAUUAGUUGCGUUUCUUUAGCGCUCUACUAGAAACCAGCGCUCGUCAUACUUGCGAUCGAUGUACGUCAAACGAAUAAAGUUCCGCGUGCGCUCGCCGUCACUGCCUCCGUUCGGACGGAAGCUCGGGUCGUGCUUGUUGCGCCAAUACUUCUGCGCUGCCUCGUUACCGCCCUGGUUGAUCAUGUUCUUGACCUCGCUCUCGGUGAAUUUUGACAUGGAAAUGGACUUGACUCGAUGGGCGAACUCGCGGCUGCCAACAGCAGCCGCAGCAGAAUUGGUUAAUAAAAGCCGAUAAUUAAUGCAACAAUGCGUUCCCUUACUGGAUGCCACUGCAGGCAGUGCAGACGAAGGUGUUGAAAUCCAGGCAGACGUAUUGGGGCAUCUGGUAGCAUUUACAGCGUCAGCACGUCCAGUCGAGCUCGGCAAUGAAGCCGGCGCCUACCAUCUCAUUGCAGUCGAAGCAGCGCUUAUUGGACGGGUUGGAGCGCUGGAAAUCGCGCAGCUCCUGGAUCAGCCGCUCCUCCUGGCGCUUCUCGCUCGGCGAAGACUUCGCCAUGACAGCGGGGAUAGAUGCAGGGGGCGACGCAAUUGAGCACGCGAUGCGCAGGGGGUCGCAACGCUAUGAGUUCCAGAAUGUCAAAAAUGAGACAGGCUGUACCAUUUAUAUGGUACUUAUACGUUUACAGAACAACCGCGAGAACAUGCGCGCGGAAUACGAGAGACGCCUUCAAGCACACCUCAACGCUCCUAUCUCGAUGACCGAAGGGUGCAAGCCGCACCCUUAGCUAGCCAACAUGAAGUGCAUAGUUUGAGCCGUCGCGACCCUCGGAUCCAGCCACACUACACGACACCAUGAGCUCGUUCGAGGACGUAGAGCUCAUCGCGCAGUGGAUCCGCGAUCGUAUCACGUUGCCCGGGUAUCAACCCAAGGCAUGGACGUCCGCGGAUCUGGCGACAGUCAAGGAGUUCGCAGAGAGCACAGGCGUGCCUGCGCUGUUCCUGACCGUGCAGAAUGACUCGCUCGUAGUCAUGACGACGGCCCCGCGACAUUUCAGCAGCGUCAUGUACUUUGUCAAAAAUGGACAGACACUCGUGACGCCCGCUAAUAUCAAAGACGCGCUGCAGUACGGGACGGUCGAGAAGGAUGCCAUCUCGUCGCUACUGCACCUUAUGAACGGUUACUAUCUGCAGAGACUGCAGGCCAACAAGUCGUGGCCCGAGAGUGUGCAGAAGGAGUUCACGGGCCAGUUCUUCCGCUUCAUGUCGAGCCUCACAGAGACCGUGAGUCGCGGCUGCGGCAAGACCGUGCUCUAUCUGCCGCCAGUUAAUCCGGACAAGUUCAACUACAAGGACAAAGACCUCGUGCAGCAGUUGGAGUCCACAGUGAUCCACUGGACACGGCAGAUCAAAGAAGUAAUCAAUAACCAGGACAACGCACACGACGCAGAAGGAGCAGGUCCGCUUGAGGAGAUCAAGUUCUGGGAGCAUCGGACCCAAGAUCUUUCGGGCAUUACUGACCAGUUAAAUCGCGAUGGAGUCAAGGAGAUCGUAGAGAUCUUACGAGCUGCCAAGUCGUCGUACUUGCAGCCUUUUGAGACGUUGUCACAGAUCAUUAAACAAGGAUCCACCGAGGCUAACGACAAUCUUCGCUUCCUGCAGAAACUCAGCCCUGUGUGUGAAGAUAUCGCACGUGCGCAGCCUGAUGAGAUCCCGUUACUACUGCCGAAGCUUCUUAACUUUAUUCGGCUUAUAUGGAUGUACUCGCGUCACUACAACACGGAGGACCGAAUCACGAGCUUGUUACGCAAGGUGAGCAAUGAGAUUAUCAUCGUCUGUUGCAAGAAGAUUUCGCUGCCGGACGUGUUCGAUGGUAAUGUCGAGGCUAGCGUCCGCCAUCUCGAGCAGAGUAUUCAGUGUGGAGUAUCGUGGAAGCAGAUCUACCGCAAAGCCUCCCAUGCUGUGAACACUACGGCCCCAUCACCUGACCGUCGGUGGAAUUUUGAUGAAACGGGCAUUUUCGCACAGAUAGACGCGUUUGUACAGCGUUGCAGAGAAUUGUUGGAAGUGUGCGAAGGUCAGAUCCAGUUUGCACGUAAGGGUAAAGAUGGAAAGCGCGAAGAUCUUCCUACAUUCGGAGGCAAUCGUGGCAUGGACAUAGUGAAGAGUUUACGGGGUAUUGAAGCGCAGUUUGAGGGUCACGUUGAGCGGUUGCGCCAACUGGACUAUGAUAUCCUAGACGUCAAGAACACCAGUUGGCACAGCGACUUCAACUCGUUCAAGAAUGGAAUGAAAGAUCUUGAGGCUAUGACCCAGAACGUUAUCAACGGAGCCUUCGAGAGCGUAUCCACAGUCGCCGCCGGUGUGGACAUGAUUGGGUCUUUCCAAAAAAUCGCUCAGCGCGAGGCUAUCAAACGCUGUGUGGAGAAGCGUACGAUCGACAUUUUUGGAAUGUUUAAGGCGAAUAUCGCGUCAAUUCGAAAUCUGUUUGAGAAGAACAAGCACGCUCCGCUGCUAUCGCCCACUGAGCCUCAGUUUGCAGGUGCAGCACUAUGGGCACGCAGCCUGCUACUGCGUGCAACAGACGACCUUGUGCGUCUGCAAGAAUUAGUCGACCCCUCCAACGCAGCCGAGUGUGACGAGGCACAGAACGCCUAUGAUGGCUUGCGGUUGGUCAUCAACGAGUACAUCCAGCGCAAAUACCACGACUGGAUCGAAGACUUGAAUACUCUGGGCAACACAAAUAUGAAUUCACGAUUGGAAAACCCGUUGAUGACGAAGACUGGGGCAGACUCUGACGCCGUGCCUGCUAGCGUAAACCUGAACUCCCACAACAAGGACACUAACGCACUUCAAAACACAGAGAAGACGCUGAUCGGACGGGCUAAGAAAGGUUUUCUCCACUGCAACUUCGACCGUCCGUUGCUUAACUUGUUCGCGGAGGUUCAUUACUGGCAGUAUUUCAACGGCGAAAUCCAGAUCCCAUACAUGGCCCACGAUAUUUGCAACCAGAAAGAGCAGCUGCGGGUGCUGCGUGAACAUGUCAUGCUGGUAGUUCGCGACUAUAAUCGCAUUUUGCUGGACUUGUCUUCAACAGAGCGACGGUUGUUUGAAGAUAUCAUUCGCAAGCUAGAUCGCCGGAUCCAACCAGGGCUUCAAAAGCUCACGUGGGUCUCCAAAGGAAUCGUCGAGUGGUAUGUUGCAGACUGCCGUAAACACUGUGAGACGACGUACAAGAUUGUCCAGGAAUUCCAGGAGAACAAGGAUAUUGUGAUGAAGAACUGCAAGAUGAUCAGCGGCUUAAUGCACAUCUUCAUCGAGCGCAACACUAUCUACGACGACGGCGUGUUCGAAGCGAAGCAGGUGAUUCAUCGCAAGACUAUCGAGAAGCAGCUGCGCGAGGCGUACCAAACGAUUAGCUCGACGAUGACAGCGAGCUACGAACACUUUGCUUCGGGUCCUCCUGAGGUACAGCGAGAAUGGAAUCGUUUUGUGGAGCGCUCGGAUAAAAUGCUGGAAGAUGCACUCCGUCAGUCUGUGAAGAAGUCGCUUCAAGAGCUGUCGAAAGCCAUCAAUGGCGAUGCCAAGACUGACCCGCGGCCCCUGUUUCGGAUCCAUGUUGUGCUUGAAGACAACAAGGUGGAGUUCAAGCCGUUCAUGGCUGACCUCACACUCAUGGUAAAUACAGUGGCCAAGGAGAUUUUCAACGUCAUUUCUGUCGUGCCUCGCUUGGUCGCAUCGCUCCCGCAACAGCACAGCAACAACCAAGUCAAUGCAGACAACUCAACCACCAGCGAUGCUCCUGCAGACGGAAAAAAUGAUUCAAAGGGCGGAGAGGAGGUGCGUGCACCAGCCACGACAAGUGGAGAACCUACCGGUAAUCAGGACGAGACACUUUCAACCGUUGAUACACCGGACAAGGCGGACGCCCCACCGGUUGUGAACAACUUCUAUCAGUCCAUUUUCAACGAUGAGGAGAUUCUGAAGGUACUCGUGCAUAUCAUGAACGGUAUGUCGUCUAGCGCGACCGAGUUGCAGAAGUACUUGGGCUAUUGGGACAAGUACAAACUGGUGUGGAACCAAGACAAGCAAGCCUUCAUUCGUCGUUAUGCCAAGGCAAACAGACCGCUGCAGCAGUUCCGCGCAGACAUUGAGCGUUAUCGAGAACAGCAAGUUAGUAUUCAGAACGAAGAUCUGACCAACACGAUUAACUUCAUCCAGAUUGAUACCAACUUUCUCAAGGCGUCUCUAGUGGAGCAUACGGUGCAGUGGAUCGGCAAGCUCACGGGUCUGCUGAACCAGACAGCACAUGGGGAGUUGAAAGAGCUCAUGAAUAUGAUGAAGGACAACACUCAGAAACUACAGAUCAAGCCACUAAAUCUGGAUCAUCUGAGCGAGAGUAUCCAUCUUCUACAAGAUAUCAAAGAGGGAAUGCCAGGAGUUGUGGCUCGCUUUGAGCCUUUGCAACACAAGUACGAUCUGCUGGCUGAAUUCGACGUGCAGACAACAGACGAGGAGCAGCGUGACCUCGCCAAUCUGAAAGCCAACUGGGAAACGUACGAGGCGAUGCUGGUGGACGCGAACACGAUGCUGCAAAAGUGCAAAGUCAGCAUGAAGCAGAGUUUGCAGGAUUCUGUGGCUGACCUGAACAACAUCAUGUCGGAACUACGCACUGAAGCAGAGGCGACACUACCAUAUUCCGGUGAACAACAAUCUAAAAUCGCGCAUCAGAUUCUCGCUGAUUUCGAGAAGAAAAUGGAGGCCACACGCUCUCGCCAGAACGCGCUGAAGAAAGGACUGGAGAUUUUUGGCAUCGACGAAUCCAAGAACGACGGAUUUGUGCAAACCGAGAAGGAACUUGAGCUACUUCAGCAGAUUUGGGCUCUUACCGAUGAGUGGGAAGUCGUGUGGGCUUCGUGGAAGAAUAAGGUGUUCUACGAGAUUGAAGUGGACACGAUGGAGUCAACUGCUGCUCAGUUCUUCAAGAAAGUGGUCAAAUACGGGAAGGACAUGAAAAACUGGGCCGUAUGGAGCUCUAUGAAGACCAAAAUCGAGCAGUUUAGACAGACGUUACCACUAAUUCAAGAUCUCAAGAGUCCUGCGCUUCGAGCACGUCACUGGGCACAGCUGAAGGAGGAGAUGGGAAAGACAUUCGACACAGAAUCUACCAGUUUCACGCUGGAGCGAGUAUUUUCACUUGGAUUUCAUUUACAUGCGGAAUUUAUUAGCACGCUGUCAAGUAAUGCUGGGAAAGAGUUGUCGAUCGAGCAAACCCUUGACGCGAUCGAGAAGCGCUGGGCUACGAUUGACGUCGACAUCACAGAAUACAAGGGCGUAUACUAUAAAAUCCGAUCUGCAGACGACUUGUUCACCGCUCUGGAGGAUGAUCAAGUGCAGCUGUCCACCAUGAAGGCCUCGCCGUUCUUCGGAUCUUUCGAUACGCGGAUUCUGUACUGGGAGAAGGCUCUUUCUCACUUAUCCGACGUGAUCGAGACGCUACUUGGUGUGCAGCGCUGUUGGAUUUAUUUGGAAAGUAUCUUCAUGGCGUCUGAGGAUAUCCGUAAGCAGCUGCCGUUGGAAAGUCAGCUCUUUGAUGAGGUUAACGCUGCUUACUGCAAAGUAACAGAAGGGAUGGCCAAGACAAAGAACGCACUGCAAGCUACGCAGGAAGCGGGGGUACUGGAGACGUUGGUCACUAUGCAAGAGAAGCUGGAUCAGAUUCAGAAGUGUCUGGAUCAAUAUCUGGAGACGAAGAGAAUGCUGUUCCCACGGUUCUAUUUCUUGUCAAAUGAUGACUUGCUUGAGAUUCUAGGCCACCAGAAGGAUCCAGAUCAAGUGCAGAAACAUAUUAAGAAGUGCUUUGAAGCAAUCAAGACCCUGAACCUGAUCCCUCCUGGUGCGCGUGGAAACACAACGUUCGAGGCUCUGGGGAUGAACUCACCGUGCGGCGAGCAAGUGGUGUUUGCGUCGAAUGUGGUUGUUGCUGGAGCAGUGGAAGGGUGGCUACUGCGGAUUGAGGCCGCCAUGGUCAAUACGUUGGAGAAGAUUUUUGCACAAUGUAUCGUUGGUUACAAAGGCAAGAAGGAGAAGUGGAUUAAGGAUUUCCCAGGUCAGCUGUUGAUCACGUGUGGCCAAACCGCCUGGACGAAUGAGUGCAUCAAGGCACUCAAUGAGGUGGCUAAAGGAGAGAAGAAAGCGCUGAGGCAGCUGAAGAAGAAGUGGAUUUCCUACUUGAACAAGCUCGCAGACAUGGUGCGUGGCCAGCUUUCAGCGACUGACCGCCGUAAAGUCGUCGCUGUUAUCACAACGGAGAUCCACUCGCGAGAUGUCAUCGAUCGUCUGGUCAAGCAGAACUGCAAGAGUGUGAAUGACUUUGACUGGUUGAUGCAGCUACGCUUCUACUUUAACAAGGAUUUAGGCGAAUCCGGCAUUUGUGAGGUCAAGCAGACAGUCACUUCGUUGCAGUACUCGUACGAAUACCAGGGCAACAACGGACGUCUGGUGAUCACCCCGCUGACGGAUCGCUGUGUUCUUACCAUGACCACAGCGCUACAUCUUAACAGAGGUGGCAACCCGCUGGGUCCAGCCGGAACGGGUAAAACUGAGACGGUGAAAGACUUGGGCAAGAAUCUAGCGAAGUACGUUAUCGUCUUCAACUGCAGUGAUGGUUUGGACUACAAAUCGGUUGGACGUAUGUUUGCUGGCCUUGUCCAGUCUGGCGGCUGGGGAUGUUUCGAUGAGUUCAACCGUAUCGAGAUCGAGGUGCUCUCUGUCGUGGCACAGCAGGUCUUGACCAUCAUGCAGGCUCUCACAGCCAGAAGUACGCAGGUUAUGUUCCUUGGCUCAAUGAUGCGCGUCAAUUUCAACAUGGGUAUCUUCAUUACGAUGAAUCCGGGCUAUGCUGGACGUACUGAGCUUCCAGACAAUCUCAAGGCUCUGAUGCGCCCGUGUGCCAUGAUGGUACCUGAUCUGGCUCUAAUUGCUGAGGUUAUGCUCCAAGCUGAAGGAUUUCGUGAUGCUAAAGUUCUGGCGAAGAAGACGACGACCUUGUAUGGACUGAUGAUCCAGCAGUUGAGCAAGCAGGAUCACUAUGACUUUGGACUGCGUAGUUUGAAGGCUGUGCUGAACAUGGCAGGCACUCUGAAACGCGAGGACCCGAACUUGCAGGAGGAGAACAUUUUACUGCGUGCACUGCGGGACAUGAAUAUGCCCAAGUUCAUUCGGGAAGACGCAGUGCUCUUCCGCUUGUUACUGGGAGAUUUGUUUCCGUCCAUUGAACUCCCUGUAACAGACUACGGCAAACUACAAGGCAACAUCGAACAGGCCUUGCUAGAGACCAAACUUCAAGUGCAUCCGGUGAUUGUAUUCAAGACGAUCCAGUUGUACGAGUCUCAGGUGACUCGCCACUGUAAUAUGAUCGUAGGUCAGACCAUGGCGGGAAAGACGACGAUCUGGAAGACUCUUAUGGCUGCCAAGACAUCGCUAGCGAAAGACGGGGUUCCCGGAUACAUGCCUGUUCGUGUACAGGUGCUGAACCCCAAGUCUAUCUCUUUGAACGAGAUUUACGGCGUGUACGACCUCGCAACGUUCGAGUGGAUCGACGGUAUUCUAUCCGCUAUCUUCAGAAAUUUGGCAGCGGAUGAGAAAGCAGAAGAGAAAUGGAUUAUGCUCGAUGGACCGGUUGAUACGUUGUGGAUUGAAAGUAUGAACAGUGUGAUGGAUGACAACAAAGUACUUACGUUGAUCAACGGUGAUCGGAUCAGUAUGAGCCCUUCGAUGGCUCUCAUGUUCGAGGUCCAGGAUCUAGCAGUGGCUUCUCCAGCUACCGUCAGUCGUGCCGGUAUGGUUUACAUGGAUGUUGAAGACCUUGGUUGGCGACCUUUUAUCCAGACGUGGCUGACUACGACCAUUAGCAUCCAAGAGGAACGCGACGUGCUUCAAGCACUGUUCGAUAAGUACAUGGAGAAGGUGCUGCGAUUUAAGACUUUCGAGGUGACAGAACUCAUCCCGGUGACGACGUUUAACUGUGUCAAGUCCUUCUGUAACCUGUACAACGCGCUCGGUACAGCUGAAAAUGGCGUGGAUUUGGCUGCGUGUGGAGACAAAUUCGCUGUCACAGUUGAGAAGUGGUUCCUGUUUUGCAUGACGUGGAGUGUGAUGGCCGCUGCGAACGAGGAAGGGCGCAAGAAGUUCGACUUCUUCCUGCGUGACAUCGACUCUGUUUAUCCUCCUCUCAAAACUGCUUAUGACUUCUUCGUCGAGCCGUCGAGUCGUGAAUUUAAGCUUUGGGAUGAGAAGCUGCCGCCGAACUUCCGUAUCGCUCCAAACACCCCGUUCCACAAGAUUAUGGUGCCCACGAUUGACACAUUGAGAUACGGUUAUCUGCUCCAGACUAUGCUCACGGCAGGCAUCCACACUCUCCUGGUCGGUGAGACUGGCGUGGGAAAGACGACUGUCAUUGAACGAGAAAUUGAGGCGCUCAGCGACGCGUAUAAUGUGCUCGUGAUGAACUUCUCGUCUGCCACGUCGUCUGCAACAACGCAGGAUAUGAUCGAAAACGUAAUGGAGAAGCGCUCAUUGAAUCGAUUCGGCCCUGUCGGUGGUAGGAAGCUGGUUACAUUCAUCGACGACAUGAACAUGCCGACGAAGGACUUGUUUGGAUCUCAGCCUCCACUGGAAUUACUGCGACAAUGGGUCGACUACAGCUGCUGGUAUGACCGCAAGAAACAGACACUCAAGUACUUCAUCGACAUGCAGUUCGUUGCUGCGAUGGGACCUCCAGGCGGUGGCCGAUCGGUCAUCAGUUCGCGCUUCCAAAGUCGAUUCAAUCUGAUCAACAUGACGAUCCCCGAACAAGCUCAGCUGAAGCGUAUAUUCGAGACCAUGCUCGUGCCCAAGCUUGCCGAGUUUGACGAUGAAAUCAAGCCUCUAGGUGUUCCUCUGGUCGCUGCGACCAUCCAACUGUAUCAGAAUGUAUUGGAACAAUUCUUACCGACUCCAGCGAACUGCCAUUACCUGUUCAACUUGCGCGAUAUGGCUCGAGUGAUCCAAGGCCUCUUGCUAUCUGACAAGCACACGGUAGCGAGUCGUGACGGUAUGCUGCGGCUCUGGAUGCACGAAAGUCUUCGAGUAUUCUCUGAUCGUCUCACAAGUUAUGAAGAUCGGCAAUCGUUCAAGAAGAAGCUGGAUGAUCUGCUUGGUGUGCACUUUCAGACUGACUGGAGCCGGUUAUUGUCUUCAGCUCCUGAACAACUCAAGGAAAAUGGACCUCUGUUCACGUACAUUUUCUCCACCACUCCAGGCUCUGAUGAAGGCAGUGCACGGUACGCGGAAGUGAUGGACAUGAAGAUGCUGAAGAAUUUCGUGGAAGAGCAGCUGGAGAAUCAUAACGCUGAACCAGGGUUUGUGCCCAUGAAUCUAGUCAUGUUCAGCGAUGCACUCAUGCACAUCCUACGCAUUCACCGCCAGCUCAUGACGAUGCGUGGGAACCUCCUUCUUGUUGGUGUUGGAGGCAGUGGUCGACAGUCAUUGACGAAGCUUGCAGCGUUUAUGGGUGGCUUCAAGGUGUUCCAGAUCGAAGUAGGCAAAAACUACCGCAGCUUUGAAUUCCACGAAGACAUUAAGAAGCUGUACACUCAAGUGGGGCUACAGCAACAGAAGACGGUCUUCCUGUUCAGCGACACGCAAAUCAAAAGCGAGUCAUUUGUCGAAGACCUCAACAAUAUCCUGAGUAGCGGCGAGAUUCCCGGACUCUUCGAAAAGGACGAACAAGCAGGUAUCUUGGAUGGGGUUCGGCUGCGCGCACGUGCUCAGGGUAUACGAGAAACCAAGGAAUCUCUCUGGAACUUCUUCAUCAGCGAGGUUCGUCGCAAUCUCCACGUUGUGUUAGCGUUCAGUCCCAUCGGAAAAGGCUUUUGCAAUCGCUGUCGUCAGUUCCCGUCGCUCGUUAACAACACCAACAUCGACUGGUUCAAUGAGUGGCCACUGGAUGCUCUUCAAGAAGUUGGGAUGAAGUUCCUUGAGGAGAAAAACGUUGCGGUAGAAACUCAAAGGCCGAAGAUUGCAGCUGUGUUCGCUGUGGUUCACAGUAGCGUUAUGCUGGCAUCUUCCCAAGUGCUGGCCCGUAUGAAGCGCCACAAUUACGUGACGCCUACCAACUACUUGUCGCUAGUCACUGGAUAUGUGGAGCUGCUAUCGGAGAAAGCAGCAACUAUCCGCGAUACUCGCGACAAGCUCAAAAACGGUCUGGCGAAGCUGGAAGAGUCUCGGUUGCAAGUGGAAGAGAUGUCCAAACAACUUGAACAGCGCAAGAUUGUGGUGGCUCAGAAGAAUAAGGACUGCAGCGACUUGCUGGUGGUUAUCGUGUCUGAACGUCGUGUGGCUGACGAGCAGCGCAAACAGGUCGAAGCGGACAGCGAGCGUAUCGGCAAGGAAGAGGCUGAAACCAAGAAGAUCGCCGACGACGCACAAAAAGACUUAGACGAGGCGCUUCCUGCACUGCAACGCGCUAUGCAAGAAGUGGAAAACCUUGACAAGAAGGCUAUUGCAGAGGUCAAAGUGUACACUCAGCCGCCCGAAGCAGUGUCCAUGGUCAUGUGUGCAGUGAUGAUCCUCUUCGGAUUGCCACCUACGUGGGCUUCAGCCAAGACAAAAAUGAAUGACGUGAGCUUCCUGCAGCAGAUCAAGACGUUCGACAAAGAUUCAAUCCGUGACAAGACGGUGACAGCUCUCAAGAAAUACACGUCCAAGCCAACGUUUAACGCUGAUGUAGUGAGAAAAGUGUCGUCAGCAGCUGGAGCUCUAUGCUCGUGGGUAUUGGCGAUGGAAUGCUACGCUGGCGUCUUCCGUGUCGUAGCUCCUAAGAAAGAAGUACUGCGGAAAUCACAACAGGCACUCGCCAUCAAGCAGAAGGAUCUUCAGGUUGCGAAGGAGAAGCUCCAGGAGGUCACGGAGAAAGUUGAGGCUCUGAAGAACCAGUACGAUACCAGCGUGUCGGAGAAAAAUGCACUACGUGAAGAGGCUGAGUUGCUGGAAUUGAAGCUCUCUCGUGCUGAGCAACUGGUUAAGGGACUGGCUGGGGAGCGCGAACGUUGGGAAGCCUCCAUUGCUGACAAGAACGCAAGUCUUCAGAACGUCGUGGGGGACGCGCUUGUGGCUGCAGCAUUUAUAUCGUACGCUGGGCCGUUCGAUACGUUCUAUCGUGGGUCGCUCGUGGAUACGUGGAUGAACCGUGUGACUCAGCAAGCUUUACCGUUGUCCCCUAAGUUCACGUUCAUCGAUUUCUUAGCAGACCCGACUGAUGUGCGGAGCUGGAAUGCUCACGGUCUUCCACGCGACCCGCUUUCCACUGAAAACGGCGUGAUCACAACGCGUGGCAAGCGAUGGCCACUGAUGAUUGAUCCUCAAGGUCAGGCGAACAAAUGGAUCAAGGCAAUGGAAGGAACGCGUCUGGAAGUGGUUGAUCCCAUGAUGAAAGAUCUGCUUCGGAAACUGGAGAAUGGAAUUCGCUUCGGCUCACCCGUGUUGAUGCAGGAUAUUCUGGAGGAUCUGGACCCUAGUCUGGAGCCGGUGCUUACCAAGAGUAUCAUCAAGGUCGGAAACCGCGAGGUACUUCGACUUGGUGAUAAGGAGCUGGACUAUAAUCGAGAAUUUCGUUUCUACCUCACGACGAAGCUGCACAAUCCUCACUACACACCAGAGGUUUCGACGAAGACGACGAUUGUGAACUUUGUCGUAAAGGAACAGGGACUGGAGGCUCAACUGCUUGGUAUUGCUGUUCAGCUGGAAGAACCAGCCCUGGAGGAACAGAAGUCGGAUCUCGUCAUGCGAGUGGCGGCAGCGAAGAAAAAGCUCAUUGAUCUUGAGAACGAAAUCCUGCGUCUUCUCUCAGCCGCGAAAGGAUCGCUUCUGGACGAUGAGCAGCUUGUGACGACGUUGAAUGCUUCCAAGACAACAUCCGAGGAGGUUUCUAUGCAGCUCGUUAUCAGUGAAGAGACCGAAAAGAAGAUCGACGCAGCCCGAAUGGGAUACGCACGUGUUGCUCUGCGUUCAUCGACACUUUAUUUCGUGCUGAACGACAUGACUAGCGUCGACCCCAUGUACCAGUUCUCGCUGGAUGCAUAUGUUGCACUGUUUCAGGACUCCAUCGUCAAGAGUCGAAGUCUCAAGAACCAAGGGGCACUUAGCGAAGAGCUCACCGAGCGAAUUAACGCCAUCAACGACUACCACACGUACGCGGUCUACGCCUACGCCUGUCGUGGACUAUUCGAGCGUCACAAGCUCCUCUUUUCGUUGCAAAUGUGUGCACGUGUUCUCCAGAGCAUCAACAAACUCCCUCACGAUGAGUACGAUUUUUUGCUGAAAGGUGGAAACGUACUUGCACAGGAAGAAAAGGUUCCUAAUGUUGCAAAUGAGUUCCUCUCCGAUGGUUCAUGGGCGAGCAUUGUGGAGCUGAACAAGCUGUCUGCUUUCCACGGUAUCAUCAGCUCAUUUGAGCAGACGCUGAAAGGAUGGAAGGCAUGGUAUCAGAGUAGCACGCCGGAAAUCGAGGCUUUGCCUGGAGAUUGGGAGGGCAAAUGCAAUGAGUUGCAGAGAAUGUUACUGCUGCGCUGUGUUCGUCCUGAUCGUCUGAGUAUCCAGGCUGCUCGGUUUACGGCUACACAUCUUGGAGCCCAGUUUGUGGAUCCACCCCCGUUUGAUCUUAAGGCUAUCUACGAUACGUCCAACUACAAGACGCCACUUAUCUUCGUGCUGUCUCCAGGCGUGGAUCCAACCAAUUCGCUCAUCGCGUUAGCUGAGUCACUGCACAAGACGGUGGAGAACUGCGCUCUUGGACAAGGUCAAGCCAGUGUAGCUGAGGCCAUGCUAGCUCGUGGGUUGGACGCUGGCAACUGGGUUUUCCUCGCCAAUUGUCACUUGAUGCUCAGCUGGGCACCGACGUUAGAGAAGCUCAUUGACAACUUCUGUGCCGCUGCGCCAGCUCCUGCAGGAUCCGUUAACCCGCAGUUCCGAUUGUGGCUCACAAGUAGUCCGAAUCCGAAAUUCCCCAUCGCAAUUUUACAGCGUGGCAUCAAGAUGACGACGGAGCCACCACGUGGACUGAAGGCCAACUUGAUACGCUUGUACAACACUAUCACGCCUGAGAAGUUCACGAGGUGUCGACAGGUGAAGAAGUACAAGCGACUGCUGUUCUGCUUGUGCUGGUUCCACUCGUUACUGCUCGAACGGCGGAAAUUUAACAAUCUGGGCUGGAAUAUCCCGUACGACUUCAACGAGUCCGACUUCGCUAUCAGUGAAGACGUGCUGGCGAUUUAUCUGGAUGAGUACGAAGAUACGCCCUGGGAUGCACUCAAGUACCUCAUCGCUCAGGCCAACUACGGCGGUCGCGUGACAGACGACUGGGACCGUCGUCUUAUGCUCGUGUAUAUCUCGCAGUUCUUCUGUGAGAACGUACUCACUGUGGACAAUAUGCCGCUGUCCGACUCUGAGUACUACUUCGUCCCAGAUGAUGGCGAUUUAUCCUCCUACACCGAGUAUAUUCGACAACUGCCGCUGGAUGACCCUCCUGCUGCUUUUGGUCAGCAUCCGAACGCUCAGAUCGCCUCUCAGAUCGAUGAUGGACGAGAACUUUUAGCUACGAUUCUGUCACUACAGGCGCUAGACGUUGCUGAAGGUGGCAGUGGCAACGACGACACGGUGUUGGGACUUUUGCAGACACUACGAGAAACUGUACCUGACGUGUUUGAUCUGGCGAAUAUCAAGGCCGGUCUUAGCGCACGGAGUGAUCCUGACGCCCUUAAGACUGUGCUCAUGCAGGAGCUUGAGCGAUACAACAAGCUGCUGGCAACUAUCAACUCUUCGGCUCGAGCGUUGGAGAAAGGUAUUCAAGGCUCUGUUGUUAUUACUCCAGAACUCGAAGCUGUCUACAAUGCGUUGCUGAUUGGCGCAGUCCCUAAGGCCUGGAGCUUUUGUUACCCGUCACUCAAGCCGUUGGGUCCAUGGACUCAAGACCUGAAACUCCGCUGCGAACAAAUGGAUCGAUGGGCCAACCAAGCGCAUCCUGCUGUUUUCUGGCUCACAGGCUUCACUUACCCGACAGGCUUCCUCACGGCUCUCCUGCAGACUGCAGCUCGUAAGAACGGGUUGGCGAUUGACUCGCUGAACUGGGAGUUCAUAGUACUGAACCAAGGCGAGAAUGCGCUGCCUACAGGCCCCAAAGACGGUGCUUACAUUAAAGGACUGAUCCUAGAAGGUGCUCGCUGGGACUUCGAUCACGAUUGCCUCGCUGAACCUCACCCCAUGGAGCUACAUUGUGCAAUGCCGAUCCUACACUUCCGUCCGGUGGAGGCCAAGAAGAAGUCAGCCAAGGGUUUGUACAGCUGCCCUCUGUAUAUGUACCCGUUGCGUACCGGAACACGCGAGCGUCCGUCGUUCAUGAUUGCUGUGGAUCUCAAGGUAGGACCCGGCAAGACUCCUGAUCUCUGGACAAAGCGUGGCACAGCUCUAUUGCUCUCACUCAGCACAUAAGACAAGGUAAGCACUAUUAUGGGAGUAAUGAUUCAUAAUGUACGUGUUUUCUCCUAGAUCGUGAGCCAUUCGUGUCCCCCGCCAUCUUCUUGCUCCCCUACAAGACUUGAUCGCAUCGUCGAUUCGAUUUCAUUCGCAUCUUUGCGAAGCUUCCGUGAUCGUCGAUCAUUAGCGCCUAACAAGCUUUCUGCGAUGUACGUAGCAGACCUCAACAGCCUCGUAGCAGUACGUAGUUUGUCGUGAAUCACGCUCUGAGGUUCUCGUUGACUUUCUCUCGAAGUUGCAAUUCGGUAUAACAUACGUGCAAGCUCGGCCGCAAUUUCACAAGCCUCGAUCGAGAACUCGCCAUACCCAUUGACACUGACGUUGUGCAUUUCCUCUAGCACAAAUCGCUGGUCGUCCAGAGACGCCGCGCCAUUGCGACUAAGCGUGAUCCAUUGACGGAAAGCAUCCAACGCCAAGGAAGAACACUCGCGUUUGGUGCUGUCAGACCCUGCGAACUCAGCGGAAAAGGUAGCGAAGAAGCGACCCACAAGUUCGUACUCGGAGCGUGCUCUGUCGAGCUUGAGUAGGUCUUGCUGAUACAAUUUGGCGAGUUCGAGACGGAGAAACGCUGAUGCUGAUACAGUUCCACUGCACGCAUUCUCGUAGAUGUCGAUAGCUGCAGUGAAGCAGUGAAUCGCUUCAUGAAUGGCCUCCUUCGCUUCGUCAGCAUUCACUCGAUCCUCGUUGAUACUUCGAAGAAGAUGAACCUGUGCGAGACUCACGUGUACAGCUGCAGUGGUGAUAUGUUCCCGACCAAAGUGACGUUCCUGAAGUUCCCAAGCCUUGUUGCAGCUUUCCAGAGCUCCGUCCGUCAACGAACGAGCCGAAGCUUCGUAGUCAUUCCCUGGACGAUUGGUACUGAGUGUUGAUGGUGGAGGUGAGACCGUGAGCUCCUGGAUCAAUUUCGCUCUAGCACGAGCCUCCGCCUCUUUCUUCGACAACAAUGGCUGGCCACUGCCGCUUGCAAGUUCGACUUCUUCCAGUGCACGAGAUCGCAGAUACCGAGAGCCUUCGGUCGUCUUGAGCCAGCGUUCAGCACGAUCUCGACGGGCCUGCUGUCCAAGAACGUGGAGUUGCCGUCCACGUCUCGCUUGCGCUUCGGCGGCUACGAGAUAAUACUGCACCAGAUCGCUGCAUUCAGCGCCCAGUUUCUCUCGUGCUGCUACUGCCGUUUGGACAUAUCGCACAGCUUCUUCGAGUUGUCCUCGUCGAAGAUACACGCGACUUAGCAGCAGUUUGACACGUGCUAGCAACGCUGGAGGACUGCCAUCGUCGGGUCUAGAGUCUUCGUUUGAAGGAAGUCGAAAGUUGCUGUGAGCUCCGAGCGUCAGGAUCUCUGUCCAUGUCAGCGAGUGAUAGCAUACUCGAUUGAGAACGCGUUGCAGUGUACCGCAGAGUGCGUGGAUGUACGACGCAGCAGAAGUUUUACGGUUACUUAAGUCUGUAUUUGCAGUCUGUAGACGAUCAAGAAAUGUGUGAAAUGGCACGAUACCGUCUUCUGCAGUGUCAAGAGAAACGAACAACGCGUUCAGCAUCUGAGCUACACCAGGAGGCAAUCGUGCAGACACGAAGGUGAGAUGCUGGUGCAGUUCCUGGUUGAUCUCUUCGAGUCGCAGCAGCAGCUUCUGCCAAUGCAGAGUUUGAUUCGAUUCAAAUGCUUUUUCCAACACUUCGUGCUCGAAGACAGUAGCUAAAAGCUGGUUGCUACUAUCUCCGUGUCUGCUUAAAUGCCCUAGCAAUUCGUCAGCGGACACACGACCUCGAGCUGCUUCAUCACAUUGAGCUUUGUAGCAGAACUCGAGAGCUAGUCUCAGUAGUUUUCCAUUAUCGUUCUGUCCUCCAGCGGUACGUUUCGCUUUUGGCGCUGCUAUUUCGAUUUCUCGAAGAAGAUUAGCAGCACACGAAGCAUGCAGCUCCGCUUGCUUCCAGAGAUUUAACCUUGCGUAAGUCUCGCCUAAUUCCAGUUCAGCAUGAGCUUUACUGAUACUCUGGUGUCCAUAAACUAGUUUUACCAGGGCCAAUACUCGCAUUCGACCUCGUAAUAAUUGUUCAGAUAAUGUCCGUCCCUGAUCGUCGUAGAAC
Messenger RNA from Phytophthora nicotianae INRA-310, 16796 nucleotides. RefSeq lists its product as hypothetical. The record is from RefSeq and is a predicted model, not a curated record. Gene Ontology annotation, molecular function: ATP binding; ATP hydrolysis activity; dynein light intermediate chain binding. The coding region runs from base 999 to 14669 and encodes 4556 amino acids. The transcript has 2 exons. NCBI's taxonomy places the organism in Eukaryota, Oomycota, Peronosporomycetes, Peronosporales, Peronosporaceae. Gene Ontology annotation, cellular component: dynein complex. Gene Ontology annotation, biological process: microtubule-based movement.